AUGACUAAUUUUGGUCGAAUGGGGCUAAGACCUGAAUUUGUAGAAGGUGUCAUUGGUUUUGUGGAGUAUGCAAAGACAUUAGAUCCUUUUCAACGUAGUGGUAUGAUUAAGUGUCCUUGUAAUAAAUGUCAAUGUUUGAAUUAUGAAAAACCAGAUGCUGUUGAGCUUCAUAUCUAUCGAAAUGGGUUUAAAAAAGAAUACACUGUGUGGACUAGUCAUGGAGAAAUUGAUAAUAACUUUGAUGUAUUCCAACAUUAUGUUGCUGGUGAAAGUAGUAGCAAUGUGAGUUCUAAUGCACAAAACUGUAGAAUUGAUGACAUGGUUCAAGAUGCUUUUGGUGUGCAUUCUGAUUUUGAUUUUGUUAAUCAAGGUGAAAAAGCUCCUAAUGCUGAAUGUAAAAUUUUCUUUGAAAAAUUGGAAUCUGCUAGACGGCCUUUAUAUGAGGGUUGUCCACACUCACAGUUGUCUAUUGCGGUUAGAUUAUUAAGUAUCAAAUCAGAUUGGAAUGUACCUCAAGGGGCAAUGGACUCUGUGAUUGACCUUAUUCAUGAUUUAGUUGACCCAAAUCUAGAGAUACCUGAUAAUUUCUAUAAGGCAAAGAGGUUGGUAUCAAAGUUAGGAAUGUCAUCGAUGAGAAUUCAUUGUUGUGAAAAUGGUUGCAUGUUAUACUAUAAGGAUGAUAUUGAUCUAGAAUCGUGUAAGUUUUGUGGAAAAUGUCGUUAUAAGCAGACAGCUAGUGGGAAGAAAGUUCAUAUUAAGGCGAUGCAUUACUUACCUCUUAUACCAAGGUUAAAGAGGUUGUAUGCGUGUAAUAGAUCUGCUCCUCAUAUGAGAUGGCACCAUAAACAUAAAGGACCACCUGGAGUUAUGUGUCAUCCAUCCGAUGGAGAGGCUUGGAAGCAUUUUGAUAGAACAUAUCCACAAUUUGCAGCUGAACCACGUAACAUUAGAUUGGGUUUAUGUUCAGAUGGAUUCACGCCACAUUCUGUUUCUGCUGCACCAUAUUCUUGUUGGCCUGUAUUUGUAACACCAUAUAAUCUUCCACCCGAGAUGUGUAUGACCAGUCCAUAUAUAUUUCUCAAUUGUGUCAUUCCUGGCCCUCGGAAUCCAAAAGUAUUGAUUGAUGUAUACUUGCAACCUUUGAUUGAUGAGUUGAAACAAUUGUGGGUUCAAGGGGUUGAAACAUUUGAUGUGUCUCUUAAGCAGAAUUUUAAUUUGCGGGCUGCCUUAAUGUGGACUAUUAAUGAUUUUCCAGCAUAUGGAAUGUUGUCAGGGUGGAUGACAGCGGAAAAUUUAGCUUGUCCUCAUUGUAUGGAAAAUACUAAAUCAUUCACUUUGAAACAUGGUCGUAAAAAUUCUUGGUUUGACUGUCAUCGACAGUUCUUGCCAAUGGAUCAUGAGUUUAGGAGUAUGAAAAAUGCAUUCAGNAAGGUCGCAAAAGAACAACCCUAUAAAUUUGAUGGAUAUGGUGUUGCACAUAACUGGACAAAACAAAGCAUAUUCUGGGAGUUACCGUAUUGGAAGGACAAUCUUCUUCGACAUAAUCUUGAUGUCAUGCAUAUUGAAAAAAAUUACUUUGAUAAUUUAUUUAACACAGUAAUGGAUGUCACUGGCAAGACAAAAGAUAGUGUUAAAGCUAGAAUGGACUUACCUGAAUAUUGCAGGCGAAAAGAGUUAUGGUUGCAAGAGAAACAGAACAACAAGUUCUUCAAGCCUAAGGCUAGUUAUUCAUUUACAAGGGAUCAAAAGCGUAAAAUUUGUGAAUGGGUCGAGCAACUUAAGAUGCCUGCUGGACAUGCUUCAAAUUUAGGAAAAUGUGUUGAUAUGGAGCAUGGAAAAUUACAUUGUAUGAAAAGUCAUGAUUGUCAUGUCUUCAUGGAAACAUUACUCCCCGUUGCAUUUAGUGGCUUGCCUGAUAGAAUUUGGAAACCUAUGACUGAAAUCAGUUUGUUCUUCAAGGACUUGUGUUCUAAUACGUUAAGGGAAGACAACCUAGUUCAGAUGGAUCAGAAUAUUCCUGUAAUUACGAAUAAAUUGGAGAAGAUUCUUCCACCUGGAUUUUUCGAUGUGAUGGAGCAUCUUCCUGUACAUCUAGUGCAUGAAGCACGCCUUGGAGGUCCGGUUCAAUAUAGAUGGAUGUAUCCUUUUGAGAGGACUAUUGGAAAGUCUAAACGGGGCAUGAAACAAAAUCAUAGAGUUGAAGGCUCAAUGGUUCAAUUCCAUCUUGGUAGGGAGAUAACUAAUUUUGGUUCUUAUUACUUUAAAAGAAUUGUGUCAUGCUUUCAAAAUAGACCCAAUUGCCAUGACGAUGGUGGUGAGACUAUGAAGCCACUAUCAAUCUUCAAUCAACCAGGCAAAGGUUCAAAAAAACGCACAAGGAGGAAUCUUAGUGCCAUUGAGUUGCAGUCUGCAUCUACACAUGUCUUAUUGAAUUGCCCACAAGUUAAACCAUUUGUUGAGUAA
Solanum pennellii is the source of this 2463-nucleotide messenger RNA. RefSeq lists its product as uncharacterized. Bases 1 to 2463 code for a protein of 820 amino acids. The transcript has 2 exons. The record is from RefSeq and is a predicted model, not a curated record. NCBI's taxonomy places the organism in Eukaryota, Viridiplantae, Streptophyta, Magnoliopsida, Solanales, Solanaceae.